GCGGGAAUCUUCAGUGAUGUGAUUGCCGAGCUGCUGCCCAGCUACAAGCAGCAGGAGGUGCACGCCAAGGACGCCCUGGAUGAGUACAUUGAGCAUCGCUUGAUGAUGUACGACCGCGUGCGCAAUCCCAAAACCUCAGUAAAGGUGAAAUCUCUGAUUUUACCGGAGAAGGCCUAUUCCAUGCGCGAGGUAAAGGCCCAACACAUGGGCAAGCUGACGACUGUACGCGGCAUUGUGACGCGCUGCACGGAGGUGAAGCCCAUGAUGGUCGCGGCCACAUACACGUGCGAUCGCUGUGGUUCCAAGACGUACCAGCCGGUGAGCUCGCUCUCCUUCACGCCCGUCCACGAUGGUCCUUCGGACGAUUGCCGCGUGAGCAAGGCCGCCGGUCGUCUGUACUUGCAGACGGUACAACUCGAAUAUUGGACUAAAAUAUAGAGUGUCACCAAAUAAUACCCAACUAAGAGAGACAGCGGUAGACCAACUUACCCGAGGAAACAGCCGGCUAGGAAUAUGCCUAUUCGGAGCGGAAAUAUGCAUAAAAGAAGGGAAGAAUAUGGGAUACUUUGGCAUUGGGGAGUUUAAAAAGCCUCUUAAAGCUGGACGUGACGAAAUCGACUACUCCAGGAGAAAGGAGUUCGCCGCCGAACAGCUACAAGUAAAAGGACAGGAUGUGGAAGGCGCUGGCAGCAAAGGUAUCGGCUGAUCGCCUGUAGAAAAAGCGAGCGGCUGUAGGUGUUAGCAAUGGCAAGCCCAACGUCAACGCACAGCCUUAUACGCCAUCUCUCCACUAGCCGAUGUCUUCUACGAUGAGAAACUGAAGCAGAAAUCAGGAAAAGUCCACGCUGCUGAGGAAAUACACAUCAAGACAACUUUACAUUUAACGAAGUUCUGCCCCCGCCCACAGUGAUUGGCUAUAAGAGCAAGAACAUGUUUGCCGUGGACAAGAUCUGUGAGGGAAAAGUCUUAAGUGAUGUGCCGCUUGGGCAACUACAGCGAUGGCACUGUGGAUCUCCAUAUAUGCCGCACUUACUAAAUAGCAAAUAGGCACCUCAGUUAUUUCAAAAGAUUGGAGGCAAUCGAUAUUCCUCGUUCACCGAAUGCCAAUCGGCUGUUGUAUGUCUCCGGCAAUCCGCACAGUGCCAAACGGAACUUCAACGAGCUGGCCAGACGCGAGUGCAAGCAAGGGAUCCAGUCCUUGUUUGAUACCCCAAAGGAUACACACGAAGAUGAAAAGCACUGUCAGUAGAAGCAGAAUCAGAGGCUGUGGCUGAUUGAAACUACAACUAAUGUAAACAUUAAGACAAACAUGGCACUUCUUGUCUGUACAAAUCAUGGACGUUGCACAUAGGCAAUGCCCUUCUGCGUCGUCUGAUGCGCCUUGAAGAGCGUCGAAGAGGCGAAUCCUUGCACCGGCUCUCAAUGAAUAUUGAUUGCCUAGAUGACUCUGUUCACUCCGAUCCUAAUGUAAAUCACGCAAUGCUUUGCACAAGCAUGUGGGCAACAUUCCAUCGUUCUUUGUGCGCCUGGCGGCGGUUCUGGUUUCGUCAAGCGCCAUAACCAAAAGAAGAAGCUGGAUGGUGCUGCAAACCUCGAAGAGGAAGAGGAUUAAGGACCAACACAUGGCCACCCUGCAGCAGAUGCCACUGCAUCACAUGGAGGACGAACAGAUAGAUCUACCGACGCCACCGCUGCCCAUUAAUCCGCCACCGAAACUGCUCGCCAAUGGGAUUAUCUACGGCUUUCGGACACGUCACUUGUCCUGCAUCGAGGAGAACGACUCCGAUUCGCUGGCCGGCAGCUCCAUUCCCCGUGCCUACGACAUGAUGCAGCAGGCGGACGAGACCUUCCAGAAGCUGAACGCCAAUGCAGAGCAGAGCUGCGAGGAAGAGGAGGAGCAGAGCCAGUCUGGUAGCGAGGAUGAGGAAGGGAACCUGGAUGAUACGAUUGCCAUGAUCGAUGAGUCGCGACUCUGCGAUGCCGACUAUCUGGAUGAGCUGGUGGCCGAUGAACAGCAGCAUCAGCAGCAGGAGGAGUCCUCGGAUCUAGUCGAUUCGGGCAAUGUAGAGGAGGACUACUGGCAGCCCAGCUUCAAUCGCAACGACAUCAUGAUGACCUCCGUCUACGGCACACUGAAUGGCUCCAUAGCCAGUGAAAUCUCCUCGACAGCCCCGCCAGCCUACUCAGAGCUGAGCACUCCCAAAAAAGAACAACCCGAGCCUGUGUAUGCCACGCCCGAGAAGCGUCGCGCCAGCAACCGUAGCUUCGACUCCACCUGCGCCUCCCUCACCAGCUCCAUCUACGGCGGCUCCAUGAACUCCUCCCUCGAUCUAAAGUACUCCUCGCUGGUCGUCUCAGUGGGCGGCGGCAGCGGCGGCGGCGGCGACUCUGGCGGCAUCAGUGCCACCAGCACACUGCGCGGCACCUCCGUCCCCCCCAUGGACAUCUCCAUGAUGUCCAGCGAUGGCGUGAGUGCCCUCGACUGGAGCUCGACCAGCGUAGGACACUGCGGACACGUCUUGGACACGGACGAUGCUAAUCCUGAAGAGGACCUCAACGAGGAGAUGUCCGCCAAGUGCCUGAGUGCAGCAGAGAGUGAUCUCCAGUCCAUACGACGUCUGCUGGAACACGAUGCCAGCGGCUCUGUGUGCCCCUCCUGCCGCAUCUCCUUCGACAAGGGCAAGCGACGGAAACUGAUCGACACCUGCGGCCACGAGCGCUGCUAUUCCUGCAUGUUCCGCAACGAUCAGUGCCCCAUGUGCAUGAACAGCUCGCUGAAAGAUGUCGAUGGCGCCAACGCUCAGGGCUACGAUACGGGUAUCGGUGGCUCCACAUCCACCAUCGUGAGUCCGCUGGGAUCGCCGCAGCCGCAGCUGAGAUCGCAUGCGCAGAGGAACGCGGCCCUGGCCCGCUAUAUGCAGCAGCAUCGCCAGGAGUCGCAGUCGCCGGACUUCCAUCGCUAUGCGAGCAAUGGCAAACUGCCGCGGGCCUCCGCUGCAGCAUCGACAAACGGCAAUGGAUUCGUGGCUGGCACCACACAAACCGUCACCGUGGAUGUGCACAACCACAAUGGGCCGGCUGGAGCUGGGGCUGGGUCUGCGGCUGGGGCAGGGGCAGGCGGCAAGCAGAGCAACAUCAUCCACAGCCACAGCCACAACCACAACCACAGCCGCAGCAGCAGCCUGAGCCACAACAUCCAUGCGGCGGCGUACAGCGAACUGAAUGCGGCACCACCGGCUUUUGCUACACCGCCGACGCGUAGGCGGUUCUUCAACCACAAGAAUCUGCGGAGCGCCCUCAUCGGAGGAGGAGGAGGAGGAGGUGGUGGCGGCGGUGGCGGUGGCAGUGGUGUAGGCGGGGGCCACCGACGCACAGCCUCCAACGGGGGCUGUCCCAUUGACACGGCCUCGAUACUAACCGGCGAUCAUCACCAACACCAUCAUCAUCAUCAUCAUCAUCAUCAUGACCAAGCCAGAGGCAAGGAAUCGAACGCCCUGAACACCUCCACCUGCUCGGACUCGGCGGUGACCCGGAGACGCCGCAAGAGCGUCAGCAGCAACAACCUGAAGACCUCGACCUCGGCCAACAGCGAGAACCGCCUGAAUCGCCUCAGCCUGGCUGGCACCUCCGUCUACGCGGGGCACCUGUCCUCGCUGGUCUUCGGCAAGAUCAAGUCCCUCUGGAGCGUCAACUCGUCCAACUCGAGCGAGGCGGGACUCAAUCAACUAGCAGGUGGCGGCGAUGCCUUGGACCAUCACUCCUCGUUUCUGAACGAGAAGCUGCAGAAGGAUCAGCUGCAUGCCCGGCUGGGCCUGCUGCUAAACGACAACUGCAAUGGAAACUCCAGCAGCAGCGAUCCAUCGCCCCACUCGACGAGCACCACCAGCAGCAGCGGAGUGGGUGCCGCCAGCAGCACCACCACGAGCAGCUCCUCCCAGAACAUCAGCCCCGAACAGACGCUGGCCAGUGGCGGCUGCUCAGGGCUGCUCAGUGGCAGCCAGCUGUCAGUGGCCACCAGCCACCUGGCCAAGGACGACACCCUGAGCCUGUCCAGCAAGUUCAAGGUCGGAUGCUCCAUGCUGCAUGUGUACGAGGCGCUGCCGUUGCCGGGCAAGUCCCGCAAGGGAGCCACCCGACGCUCGACACGAUCCAGCCAGCAGGCCUCCUCUGCGGGAAGCAAUCGAGUGGCGGGCUCAACGCUGGCGGCUGUGAAGCUGGCCCUGAAGCCGCUCUUCUUUGAGGUGCCACUGCAGGAGCCAGAUCCGCCGUACGUCGGCCGCCAGUGGCUGGUGCAGCAGCUCUCGAACAUACUCCUCGGCACCGAGACCCGCGUGGUGCUCAUCAACGGACAGCCGGGCACAGGCAAGACCGCCUUUUGCCUGCAGCUGGUGGAGUACUCGUGCUUUGGCCGCCGCCAGAUGCAGGAGGACCCGGACGGCAUAUACAGCCAGCUCCAGCUGGGGGCUCACAACGAGCGCAUGCGCGGCCUGGCCUCCCACAUGGUGGGCUACCACUUCUGCCAGGCGGACGCGAAUCUCACGUGCCAGGUGCCGGACUUCGUCCACUCUCUGGCCGCCCAGCUCUGUCAGGCGCCCCAGCUGACGGCCUACCGGGACUAUCUGCUCUCGGAGGCCCAUCUGCAGGAGAUCCUGAGUGUGCGCGAGUGCAUCGCAGAUGCGGAGCGGGUGAUGAAGCUGGCCAUCCUGGAACCCCUCGCGCAGCUUCACCGGGCAGGGAAAAUCCCCGCCAAGGUGGCCGUUAUCCUGGUGGACGCACUCUGCGAAGCGGAGUACCAUCGACCCGACCACGGCCACACCAUUGCCAGCUUCCUGGCGCAGCUCACGCCCCACUUCCCAGCAUGGCUAAAGCUGGUGGCCACCGUGCGCACCCAGAUGCUGGAGCUGGUGAAGGCCCCCAGCUACACGCAGCUCACGCUGGACAGCUGGGCGAGCAGCCAGUCGCUGCAGCAGGACAUGCUGGACUACAUCGGCGCCAGGCUGUCCCACAGUACGGAUAUUCAGCACAACAUCGGGGGAGCGAGUGGCGGACAGGGACAGCCGGCGCAGGCCCAGACCAAGUUCGUGUCCCACCUGCAGUCGCUGAGUCGCGGCUCGAUGCUGUACGCGAAGCUCAUCCUGGAUCUCAUUGCGCGCGGGCAGCUCGUGAUCAAGUCCUCCAGCUACAAGGUGCUGCCCGUCUCGCUGGCCCAGAUCUUCCUGCUGCACUUCAACCUGCGCUUUCCCACCGCGCGCAGCUUCGACCAGGCGGCGCCCAUACUAAACGUUUGCCUGGCUGCCCUCUACCCGCUGACGCUGGACGAGAUCUACUACAGCAUGGAGGCGCUGAGCCAUGGCCAGGAGCCACUCAGCUGGCCGGACUUCAUGCAGCGCUUCAAGCUGCUCGACGGCUUCCUGAUCAAGCGUCUGGACAACACCUACAUGUUCUUCCACAGCUCGCUGCGGGAGUGGCUGAUGCGGCGCGACGAAGGCGAGUCCAGCAAAUUCCUCUGCGAUGCCCGGCUGGGCCAUGCCGCCAUCGCCUUCCGUCUGUCGAGACUCCAGGCUCCCCUGUCGCCGCAGCUGACCUUGGAGCUAGGCCACCACAUGCUCAAGGCACAUCUGUACGGGGGAAGCAGCCAGCCCAUUCUCUCGCCCCGGGAUCUGCAAUCGUACUGGCUGGCCGGGACGGCGGACAACAUAUCCGCAGCGCUGGGGGCUCUGCGCAAUGUCUACAGUCCCAACCUGAAGGUAUCCCGUCUGGUUCUGCUGGCGGGCGCCUCGCCGAAUCAUCGCACGGACUACAUGGGUGGGGCUCCGAUCCUGUGCAUUGCAGCACACGAGGGCAUCCUGCCCAUGGUGAGUCUUCUGCUGGAGUUUUGCGCCGACGUGGGCCUGACCAACAGCCAGGGGUGCACACCGCUCAUCCUGGCCGCCAUGCGCGGCCAUUGCGAUGUGGUGCGUCCGCUGGUGGCCGCUGGCAGCAGCCUCGGCCAGCUGGACAUCACUCAGAGGUGCGCCCUGGUGCAUGCCGCUCGAAUGGGCCACCUGAGUGUGGUCAAGUAUCUGCUGGCCUGCGAGUGGACGCCACGCCCCAAUAGCCAGGAUGUGAGUCGGUCUGUGGCUCUGCAGCAGGCUCUGAUCGGGGCUGCCGCCCAGUCGCAUUGCAAGAUCCUCGAGGAUCUGCUGGACCUCAACGAGAAUGAGUUCGAUCUGGAUGUCAAUGGCCUGGAGCCAAGCAGUGGGGAAUUGGCCCUCACGGCUGCCGCACGUCACGGAUGUGUGGACGUUGUCUGCAUCCUGUUAUCCCGUGGCGCUCAGAUCGAUGCCCGCAAUCGACAGGGAUACUCGGCCCUAUGGCUGGCCGUCAAGGAAGGCCACUGGAGCGUGGUGGAGCAGUUGCUGCAGAGGGGAGCGCUGGUGGACGAGCCGCUGGGCCAGACCCGCAAGACGCCGCUUAUGAUUGCCGCGGAAGAGGGCCACCUAGAGCUGAUGGAACUGCUGCUGGCGCGCGGAGCUGCUCUGGAAGCGCAGGAUCACGAGGGAUUCACUGCCCUAAGCUGGGCCUGUCUGCGCGGGCACUUGGCGGCGACCAAAUGCCUCCUCGAGCACGGCUGCAACCGCCACCACGAGGACCACAACGGACGCACGUCGCUGGAUCUAGCUGCCUACCAGGGAGCUGCCGGUCUUGUGUUGUAUCUGCUGGACCAUGGCGGCAAUCUGGAGCACAUUGAUGUGCAUGGAAUGCGACCUUUGGACCGUGCCAUUGCCUGCCGCAACAUCCAGGCUGUGCAGGUGUUCCUGCGCAAGGGCGCCAAGCUGGGCCCCACGACCUGGAGCAUGGCCAUGGGCAAGCCGGAGAUUCUGGUGGUGCUGCUGAACAAGCUGCUCGAGGACGGCAAUGUGCUCUACCGCAAGAAUCGAUUUCAGGAGGCUGCCCAUCGCUACCAGUAUGCACUGCGCAAGAUCUCGGGUCUGGAACAGCUGUUGGAGCGGAAUGCGGUGUUUGCCCAACUGCGCACCAAUCUGCUGCUGAAUCUGUCGCGCUGCAAGCGCAAAUUGAAUGAACUUGACGAUUCCAUAGAUUUGGCAACGCAGGCGAUUGCCCAGAAGCCGCACAGCUACGAGGGCUACUACGCACGCGCCAAGGCGCGAAUGGAACAGGGGGCCUUGAACGAGGCUCUGGUAGACGCAAAUGAAGCCAUGCAGCAGGCCGCCCAGAGCGGUGUACUCUGUGAGGUUGUCGAGGUGCUGAAGCGCAUACAGACCGAGCUGCUCACCCGCAUCUCCAUCAGCAGCGAGGAUCACUUUGCCUCCGGCAAGCUGCCACACGUUGGCAGCGUCAGUGGCGGCGGCGGCGGUGCCUGCGCCAUCUAUGAAUCUCAUCACGAGAUCACCGAUUUGUAAAUGUCGAUUGUUGUGUAUUGUUUUACUCCUGGUAUCCCAUUCGAAUUAAUCACGAUUCUAAAUUUAAAACUACCUUUAGGCCUAACUCUAACUCAUUUUUUUUGCUAUUUAUUGCCUU
Molecule: messenger RNA, 7521 nt
Organism: Drosophila persimilis
Lineage: Eukaryota; Metazoa; Arthropoda; Insecta; Diptera; Drosophilidae
Gene: rols
Product: protein TANC2
Exons: 10
Coding region: 1578-7403 (1941 amino acids)
Molecular function (GO): protein binding
Source: RefSeq, a predicted model, not a curated record